AUGGCAUCCCGGGCCCUGGGCCUCCAGGCCUGGCUUUUGCUGUCUCAGCUGGCACUAGCCCAGGCCCGGGCAGCUCCCGAGGGCUCCCCUCUUCCUCACCUCCCUUCGGGGGGAGACGCCGCCGAGGAGCCCCGGCUCGACGGGCAGCAGCCGCCGCUCUCCGGGAUGCCCAGGACCCCAUUGGCGCCCUUUGUCUUUGAUGCAGACACAUUUGCUUCGGGGGGUCCUCAUCCCUACCGGGCUGUGUCUACGGCAUUCUCGCCUCUACUACAGACGCCAGUUAAAAAGACAGUUUAUGCAGGACCCACGUCAGCCUGCGGCUUCAGAAGCGCCAGGAUAGUUGCCGGAAGGCCCGUGACCGACAAGAAGUGGCCCUGGCAAGUGAGCUUGCAGAUCAACGCCCGACACAUCUGUGGGGGCUCCCUCAUCGGCAAACGGUGGGUGAUAACUGCAGCCCACUGUAUACUUGGCCAUGUGAAUUACUCGGUGCUGCUGGGAGCUGUAUACCUGAACUCCACAAUGUCCGUCCGGAUCCUAGUGGAAGACAUCGUUAUACACCAACAUUACCAUGGGGCUAGAAAACUGGUACAUGACAUCGCCCUUGUUCUGCUGCAGUCCCCUGUGACUUAUUCCACUUAUAUCCAGCCAGUGUGCCUCCCUGAAAAGUCUUUCAAGAUACAAACGGGGACUGCGUGCUGGGUGACCGGAUGGGGCAAACUGAAAGAAGAAGGUGAGACUGACCUUCAGGAGGUCGAGGUAAACAUAAUUCGUUAUGAACAAUGUAAUUCGAUUCUCAAAAAAAGUUGGAGGAGACUGUUUAACGUAGUCAGCGAAGGAACAGUCUGUGCUUACAAUGAAAAAGGAGGAGACUCUUGCCAGGGAGACUCUGGAGGACCCCUGGUCUGUGAAUUUAAUGAGACAUGGCUGCAGGUAGGAGUUGUGAGCUGGGGCAUUGGCUGUGGUCAGAAGGGAUUUCCUGGAGUUUAUACCGAAGUGAGUGUCUACAAGGACUGGAUCAUCAGACUACUGAGUGGAGCUUUCUGUUGGACCUCACCAGGCUGCCGCAUCUUAUGCCUGUGUCUGGCGAUGUACUUGGGCAUCCUGGCGAUCCUGUGA
Messenger RNA from Jaculus jaculus (lesser Egyptian jerboa), 1116 nucleotides. RefSeq names its product serine protease 44. The transcript has 5 exons. Gene Ontology annotation, biological process: proteolysis. Gene Ontology annotation, molecular function: serine-type endopeptidase activity. Bases 1 to 1116 code for a protein of 371 amino acids. Lineage: Eukaryota; Metazoa; Chordata; Mammalia; Rodentia; Dipodidae. The record is from RefSeq and is a predicted model, not a curated record.